UCGACUCCCGUUUCUCCCUCCCUCCUAGCAACGCUCCCGACCAAUCAGGAGCGAGGCCGCCCGCGCAGAGGGCCGGGCGCUAGAAUCGGCGGGAUGGACAAAAAUCACCAAACUAAAAACACACAAGUGCAGAGGAGAGGAGGAGAACUAUGAAAGAAACAGGCUCCAGCUUAAUAUCCGCGUUUUGAGCCGCGUAUCCGAGCAGCGACCCCCUUUUCUUUUGGAGACAUGUUACCGGCCGCGAACAUGUCUUUUAGUAGUGUUGUGAGUUAGCCGGCUAAGCUGCAAAUGAAACCUGCAAUUCCUGCAGCCCGCAAACUUCUAUGGAUACACUUCUGUUCAUGCGGGGUUUUAGAGAGCUGCUAAACACGGGGUUCGUCUUUGAGAAGCUUCAAUCUUCACACCGACUGUCAUGGACAACGUGAAAUCGCGCAGCAAUGAUGAGGAUGAAGAGCUGCUCUCCACAGAUCCGGAAAGUAAAGAGAAGAGCAAAGACAAAAAGACACUAUGCAAAGUAAAGUGGUCACGAGAUGAGGAUGAAAAACUGAAAAAGCUUGUUGAUCAGCAUGGAACCGAGUCCUGGAAAUUAAUAGCCAACGUUUUCCCAGGGAGGACAGAUGGUCAGUGUCAGCACCGCUGGCAGAAGGUGCUCAACCCAGAACUUGUGAAAGGACCCUGGACAAAAGAGGAGGAUCAAAAGGUUAUUGACCUGGUGCACAAGUAUGGCCCCAAGCGUUGGUCUGUGAUCGCUAAGCACCUCCAGGGACGGAUCGGAAAGCAGUGCCGUGAACGGUGGCACAACCACCUCAACCCAGAGGUGAAGAAGUCGUCAUGGACUCAGGAAGAGGAUCGGAUCAUCUACGAGGCUCACAAACGACUUGGCAACCGCUGGGCAGAGAUCUCCAAGCUCCUUCCUGGACGGACGGACAACUCCAUCAAGAACCACUGGAAUUCCACCAUGAGGAGGAAGGUGGAGCACGAAGGGUACCUGCAAGAUGGCGGCAAGACUUUCUCUUCCUCUACUAGUGUGAAGAGACGCCACAACAGACCAUGUCCUCCAGCAGAGCCCCAGGACUGCGACCACAGUCCUUUGCCUAUGACAGGACCCAACCAGAUGUGUGGCUAUCCAUUCGAUCCCCACAGUGGACAUAUGAUGGACAGUCUUCCAGAAAAUCCAGCCUUCAUAUCACCAUCCUGCCUGGAUGACCCCGACAGAGAGCAAAGAAUUAAGGAGCUUGAGCUGCUGCUUAUGUCAGCAGAGAGCGAAGUCCAACGUCAAGUGCAGUGCAGAGGUUCAUGUAGUUUAGAGCAGUACUCCGCCUGGUCAGACGCUGUUUCCGAUGACACAUUAACCACGAGUAGCAGCAGCCUGGAGGAACAAGCGGAGCGAAGACCCUGGAGGGGCCCCGAGAUCCCACAGGGACCUCCAGCGCAGCUUCCUGUUUCCCCCAGCAAGUUCCUGGCUGUAGAGGCCAGCACUGUGCUCUCCACCCUUCAGACCAUACCGGAGUUUGCAGAGACCAUGGAGCUCAUUGAUUCAAUGUGUUUGGCUCUGCAGGACCCCGUUUCAUGGAGCGACGUGGCCAGUUUUGACAUGUCAGAGACGGCGACGCCACCCAGGCACAACCAGGCCGGCUUCACCACUCUCCUGCAAGAAAGGACAGUUUAUAACCCGGCGGACUACCAAGUCAGCACUCCCAGCGCCAUCACAGGCCACGACAGGAACUGCGCUCCGUUCGGCGUGGGAGGUGUUACCGCCCUGACGCCAAUCAGCUCAUCCAAACCCUCCCAGGCGUCCACUGGGAAGAAGAGGAGAAGAGAAAGAGGUGAACCGUCUCCUCUGGGCGACAGAACGUGCUCCUCCUUCUUGGAGAAUAUCCCAAACUCUCCGAAGAAAACGCCCACGAAGUCGCUGCCAUUCACCCCGUCGCGAUUCUGCAACAUAUCAGAUCACCUGAAUCUGGACAACCCGGCCCUGACGUCGACUCCCGUGUGUGGUCAAAGGUGUCUCCUGAACACUCCCCUCCAUAAAGAAACCACACCUAAACACCAGAAAGAAAACGAUGGUUCCAGGACCCCUAAAUUCCGUAAAACCGUCAUGAUUCCAACCCCGAGGACCCCGACCCCCUUCAAAAACGCUUUGGCCGCCCAAGAGAAAAUGCACGGGCCACUGAAGAUGGAGCCACAGCCUUUGGCUUAUCUGGAGGAAGACAUACGGGAAGUCCUGAAGCAGGAGACCGGGACGGACAUCUUCAACAGAGCUGAUAUCCAGCCUGACUUCAGAGCAUGGAAACACAAUAUGGAAGGCCCGGCCAGAAAAGUGCGCAAGUCUCUUGUACUUGACCCUUGGGGCAAAGACAACCUCAACGUCCAACUCUUCCAAGAGCAGCUGAACGAUGCACAAUUGUCAGAAGAAAGUCUACUGACGAGCUCUUCCCUGGUCACCUUGAUCCCUGAGCAAGAGGAGUGUAGCCGCUCUUCGACCUCCGGGAAAGAGGACUCCUCGUCAGGAGGCUCCAUUCACCCUCAUCGCUUUACUAGCCCCCAGGUGAAGAAGCCUCCUCCCUCCCACAAAGCUCCGAAACACACACCAGCACAGGUGAGUGAUUGGGAAGCAGUGGUUUAUGGGAAGACAGAGGACCAGCUGAUCAUGACAGAACAGGCUCGUCAGUAUCUGAAUCCCUACCCGUCGUCCGGCUCUACCUCGAGGGCCCUCGUACUUUAAAGCCGCCCCCUCCCACCCCACCCUCACCCCUCCACUACGAAUGCAGCAGCACUACUUCUGUCCGACAGCUGAAUCCCGUAAGAGACAAUCCAGUGAGGACAAACCGUUUUGUUUUUUUCUUUUCGAAGCAGAAAUGCACUGCCAAGGACGUCCACGGCUGCUGGUGUUGUUGUCGACACAUUUCUAGGAAGUAGUUUUAAUGUUCAGAAGUGUUCUCUCUAUUUGGCCAGCAUUAUUCUGAACCAGCAUUUCAAAAACAAACAUUUUUGUUUCUUUUUUUUUUUCCUGAAUCAACCUGCACAUACAGUAGGCUUUAGACAUAGAGUGUGUAUUCCUAGCAGUGGCUGCUUUCUUAUAUUGUUAAUAUAUGACAAGAGAGACGUUUAAUUAUGGAACGCCACUUAUUGUGCAUCUCUUCCAGCUUGUUUGUCUAAACUGCCACACGUAAACCAAGUACAUGCAGCAUUUUUCUUAUCUCUACAGACACACAAAGUACAGAAAUAAUAACUUUGAAAUAAGCAGAAGUGUAGAUUUUGUUUUUUUGUUUUGUUUUUUAACGGCAGAGUUACGUUGUUGCCUGUCCAAGGUGAUGUGAAGUGAUUAGAAGCUGUCAGUAUUGCACUACUGAGUUGAUUUUGCUGCUGAGAGAGGAGCAGUGUGUUUAAGGGCAAACUGGAGAGCACUUGUGAUGGUAUCUUAUUUCUUUCUUCUUCUUCUUCUUCUUCUUUUUCUUUUGUCUUACAUUUCCUUUCCAAGGGUUGAAUGUAUUUCAUUGCAAUGUGUUAGAACCUCAAAAAUGGAAGGGUACCUUAAUGUUUAUUUCUGUUUGUUCUAUUUAUUACAUGACAGCUCUAAAGCAUAGAUAUUAAUAUAAAUCGGACACCUGCAAGUUUUUUUUUUUUUUAAAGAAGUUUAAGUUUGCUGACAAAACAGCCUAAAAGCUCUGAAGCAGUUCUCAGCGUCGUCGCUUCGGUGAGACGUUUCAUAUCAUUCGAAAACAAGCAUUUGGUGGAGAAGGAUUUUAUCUUGUUUUAUUUUUUUUUUUAUUUUAUUUUUUUUUGUAUGAUGUGAAGGCUGUAGGUUUUUAUUUAUUUAAUGUCUACUAAUUUAUUUAUUUCUAAAAAAAAAAAAGAGAAAACAUUUAAGAGAAAUUAUUGAAGAAUUUUAUUGUCUUUUUUCUCUUUCAAAAUCAGGAUUGGGCAAAUCUCCAAGUUAGAUGAACAUCCACUGCCACUAAUUUUCAUUUUAUUUUCCAGACGAGGCAAGAUCUAGCAGAUAAUCAAUGUGUAGUUGUAUGUGUGUGAUCUUGUAACAUAAACAUAAAAAGUAGAUAGUACUUUUUUUUUACCCCAUUGACUCAAACGUUCGCUAUUAGGUAGCGGGACUCCAUCUCCGACCUCUAAUCAUAGACAAAUUGCACUUUUUACUCAUUUGAAUUUAAAUGUCUGUUCAUUUUCAUGAUGUAGCUUCUUUAUUUUUGUGUGUGUGUGUGUUAGCCGGAUGUUUUCCAUCUUUUUUUUUGUUGUUUUUUUUGACAUUGAGUUCAUGCUGCUUGAUUUUAAAAUGUUCUUUUCUCCUGUUUUCGGCUGCAGAAACGAAACGUGUACUUAGAAUACACUACAUGAAAGAAAAGAAAAAAAAGCACAGCUGACGUAGACUGUUUUUUAUGACACAAAUCUCAUCCCUGCAGCAGCAGCAGCAGCUAGCGUCUCCUCAUAUCCUGCUGAAAAAACCCUCGAGCGAGACCCUCGUCUGCUCCUUAUUUGACACGAGGCUUAAAAUAUCCUGUAAAUACGUGUGCUUCCAAGUUUUAACAGCCUGAUUCGUGGCACUUUUUAUUUUUAUUUUAUAACACUCUAUAAUCCGGUAGCACUGCGGCUGUAAAUGCUAUCUGCGUUAGCGGAUCCAGUGCUUGUCAUAAUCUGGAUUAUCCUGCAUUAAGUGUUUCAGUGAGAAGGGAAUCUUGUCAGGCGAAUCAAGUGGAAAGAUCAGGAUAUUUGAGCGCAGACUCAACAUCCGCGCGAGUUCUGGUCUGUAUAUAUUUGCGUCAUACGUCUUGUCGGUUCGUUCAUUCCUUUUGUGAAGAUUUGUUAACUUGGCCAUGCGACAUCAUAGGUUUUUGAGGGAGUUAAGUACAUAUGCAGGACGGUAGCGGCUCUCGUACGCCAGUUAUGCACGUUAAGCAAUACACAAAGAUGCUGGACUUUGCUUUCAUUUACAAGAUGAAUCACAGAUGUUAACACUUCUUUUAUGUAGCAGUUUCAGUUGAAGUCAUAACCAAGGUACCAUUAGAAAUCCUGCCAACUGUCUUUGUAACCAUGUACUUAAUCUGGAAAAAAAAUAAAUAAAUGCGUUCAUUGCA
This is a messenger RNA of Mugil cephalus (flathead mullet), 5087 nucleotides long. RefSeq names its product v-myb avian myeloblastosis viral oncogene homolog-like 1 (gene mybl1). The coding region runs from base 413 to 2725 and encodes 770 amino acids. The record is from RefSeq and is a predicted model, not a curated record. Lineage: Eukaryota; Metazoa; Chordata; Actinopteri; Mugiliformes; Mugilidae. Gene Ontology annotation, cellular component: nucleus. The transcript has 16 exons. Gene Ontology annotation, molecular function: DNA-binding transcription factor activity, RNA polymerase II-specific; RNA polymerase II cis-regulatory region sequence-specific DNA binding. Gene Ontology annotation, biological process: regulation of DNA-templated transcription.